Messenger RNA from Cyclocybe aegerita, 735 nucleotides. NCBI's taxonomy places the organism in Eukaryota, Fungi, Basidiomycota, Agaricomycetes, Agaricales, Hemipholiotaceae. The record is from the annotation of a GenBank genome assembly.
AUGGGUCCCAGCCGCGAUGACUACCCUCUAUUCCCUGGGGUAAAGGGAUUCUGGAUUCAGGUUCUUGACAAGAACGGAAACAGCCACAAUCUCAGCUCCUUGGCGUAUGACAAAAAGAAUCAUGAUCUGGCGUGGUAUCCUCUCAAACGGCAGACCAUUGACCAGCUGAAACAGCAAAUACUGAGCGACGACCUAUCCUUGGAUCCUAGUGACUAUGAAGCCUACGCGUAUGAAGGCGCAGACACUGCCUUAGAUGAUGAAGACGUCAUCGAUGAUCUAAAUGUUGGGCUCAGGAAGAAGAAACCUCUAACCUUUGCCGAAAUCCGCAACGACAGCGACAACGAUGAUGAAGACGAUGAGAACAGUUCCGGAAAUGGGGACGACAGCGAAGACGCCGAAGAAGAUUCCGAAGAAGAAGAAAGCAGCAGCGAGAGUGAAUUCGAAGACGAUGACCAAAGCACCUACCACUGCGAAAACACUGGCAGCAGCGAUCCCUACCGAAAUUUCACCAGGAGGCUGCAAUGCAUUACGAAUGGUGACUGGUCUGUGUAUCCUGAGUCUAUCCGCGGCACUUACAACGGCGAGAUAUUGUGGACCGACGGCAACCAGGCCUACGCCGUUGGCACCAUGCCAGCAUACAUGGUAGUAAGGAGGAGCCCUUCCGUUCCUACUGGGCCUGUGGUCGAUGUUGGUCGAGCGGCGGCAAACCCAUAUUACUUUAGGUUGCUGGAUUAA